Molecule: messenger RNA, 1854 nt
Organism: Geodia barretti
Lineage: Eukaryota; Metazoa; Porifera; Demospongiae; Tetractinellida; Geodiidae
Source: the annotation of a GenBank genome assembly
AUGGAAGAAGGACAGCAGACGGGGACGACGAAAGCUCGUCGUUAUGUCAGAAUCCCCGAGGAGUGUAUCUCUCUGUGUGCAGAGAACCUGGGCAUCCAGACGUCUCGAGAGGUCACUCGGGCCUUGGUGGAAGACGUCAGCUUCAGAAUCCGCCAAGUCACACAGCUGGCCAUUGAGUUCGUGAAACACUCAAAUCGGAAGCGAGUCUGCAAAGAGGACUUUGACAAGGCGCUCAAAUGGAGUGGAAUUGAGCCAGUGUAUGGGCAUUCGGGAGAGCCGCCUCCCUUUAUGUACAUCCAUGAGAAUGGUCUGUUCUCUGUGGAAGACCAGGAGGUGCUGCUGCAAGACCUGUCUCUCUCCUGCCCUGUGGCUCCCUCCAACCUCCCACCACCUCCCUCGCUCUCCGCUCGAUGGUUGAUGGUGGAGGGAGUAACAAUCGAUACUCAAGGUUCUCCGGAUGACCUACCGACAUCAGUCCACCUCCAGAAACCACCAGUUGAGGCCCACCAGAAGUACUUGUCUCUACUGAUGGAGGGUAUCACAGGUGACAGUGAAGAGCUUCGCAGAAUAGCUCUCACAGAUCUCCAGACCAAUGCAGCAGUGGCAAACAUCUUACCUGACCUGAUCCACUAUCUACUGGAGACUUUGAGUUGCUGGGUACAGUUCAGUCCUGUGCAACUGAUGAGGGUGCUCAAAAUGGCAUACUCUCUCUUCAGAAACAACCACCUUUUCCUCGAUCCUUAUGUUGUCGGGUUAUUUCCACUGGUGAAGAGUAUUCUCGUCACUCCAUCCUACCUUGCCUCUGACUCUGUCUCCGACCACUGGAGUGUUAGGAGAGCUUCGGCCAUGUGUCUCGCUGAGAUCACCGCUCGCUGUGCCACGCCCCUCAACGAGUACAUCCCUGACAUUAACACCUCGUUCCGGCAGCUUCUGUCUCAGUCGGACAUCUCUCUUCAAGUUCUCUACGGUGUGGUGCUCUCCCUCUGCCAUCUUGGGGGAAAGACCUUGUCAGAGGUGCUGUUCCCUCGACUGGAUGUGGUCUGUCAGACUGUUCAGAGACUGUCGAGAUCUCGAGACCUGGCAGUGAGGGACUCUUCCCUCAGGGUCCACGAAGCUCUCCUGCUGUCAGCAGAGAUCCUUCUGAUGUCUGGUGUGUCAGUGGAAGUCAGACCAGAGCACAUCUCUCCCUCCUCUUCCUCCUCACCCUCUCACCUCCGCACCUUCUCCACCCUCUUCCCCGCUGGCGGAGGAGGGGGUGGGGCCCACGACAACAGCUUCCUCUCAAGUUUCGGUCCCGCGGGGGGCAAGUCGCUCAUGGACACCAGUGACCUCAAUCUGGGGGGAGGCCCCCAGCAAGAUAUGCCGUCACUGUACGAGUUUCUCGUGGACGUGUUUGGGGAGAGCUUGGUGCUGAGGCUGACAUGUCACCUGAAGAAUGUAGUUCAGUUGGGAGACAAAAAGAUGCCGGGAGUGUCGGUAAAGACAGGAACACCAGGAAGGAGGGGCUCGAUAGUGGGAAUGGAGGGGAGAGGGCGUGCAGGAGCAGAAGAGCGAAUCCUGGCCUUCCUCAAGAGAGAAGGGUUCAGACCAUUCAAAGUGCAGCUGCCCAUGAAACCGCUGUCGCGCAAGCCGCCGGCCUACCAUCCCUGGGGCAGACAGCUCUGGCAGUUUCAGAUAACCACGACACUCCUCCCUGUCCAACGCAAUGUACUGAAUGAGAGGGGUCGCCCAUAUAAUCCUCGCAGGAAUUGGAGUAAUAAUGCUGCUGCAGUGAGAACAGGGAAACACCGCCGGAGAAACUGGACGUUACUACGAGCACACCCACUGAUUGAUUUAGGCUCAUUUUGGUUGUAA